AUGGCAAGCUUUUCUGAUCGUGGACUGCGCCGAUUAGCCAAAAUCCAUCGCAUAACAUUUUUGCCGCAGCUUUCUUCGACCAACUGGCCGUCUGCGCACAGACAAACCUUUGAAAAUAUUCAAAAGAUCGGCCGGCAGGAAUUUGAGCGCUUCUGCUCCCCUAUCGAUAUUCAUUCGGGGGAACAACCUUGGAAGGGUCAGCUAAAGCAUCGAGCGGAAUGGCUAACUAAGGCGGCUGCUCGCCUUUUCAAACAGGACCGCAAUGAGGCUGAUUGGAGGUUCCAUAUCGAGAACGAUGUGUUCCUAAGCCCCAAAUGUCGGGCUAGAAUUUGGCGCUCCGAGAUCGAGGUCUCUUUCGCCCGAGACGACUGUAUCGCGGAUGAGCUAAAGCUGCGAAAGAAAAAUCGCGUACCAUGCCAUUGUCCCCCCGCAGAUCGGGCACACGAUUUCUAUGAAGUCGGCCUGAACCCUCUAUUCAACGACAGAGUUCAGAAAGAGAUAAAACACGAUCCUUCUUCGUCGCAUAUCCUUCCUAGGCAGGCGCCAGAUAGAAUUUUUGGCCUACAACAAACUAGAAACCUGGAGAAUCUACUUUCUCAACCCUUGGCAACAGGCUCGGCAGAUAAUACCACAACCGCCACGGUUGGGAACUCGUUAAGAACCAGUCCGUUCAAAGAUGAAGAAGAUCCAUUGAUCUUCCCUUUUCUUAUUGUGGAAGCCAAGUCCGAAAAAAGCACAAGCGGGUUUGAUGCUAUACAAGCUCAAACGGCAUUUCCAAUAUGGGCUUUGCUAAAUCUUCAGAAGAACUUGCGAGACAGAGUGAAGACUACUAAGACUCAAUUACAUCCAUUUGUUUGGUUCCUUGCAAAUAGGGGAGACUGUUGGCGGGUGUACGGCUGCUUCAUCACCGACAGCCACCCGGUCAAAUAUGAUGUUGUCCAUUUAUGGGACGGAUCUCUACUCUCUCAAGAUAGCACGCUGCAGCUACUCAUGAUUGUUGACUAUAUCUUCGACUGGGCAAGAGAUCUCUAUCGUCCCUCAAUACUAAGACAUUUGAAGUCUGUAGGCACAGGGGAAGACUAUGAUACAGUCAGUCUGGCUAAAGAGACCAACAUCUUCUCUGCACACAGUCGUAUCAACGACUGGGUUCCACGCCCUCCAAGCGACAUCCUUGGAGUCUACCCCGAAUUCAAAAAGACAAGUUCAGUUCCAAUGACAGAUCAUCACAAUCUUUCGCAUAUCGGUUCUACUGAGUCAAAUCUCAUUUUACGCCGCUCCGCACUUACGUACCGCUCCCGGUUCGUCGGCUUAUGUCUUACUAAGCAAAAUCUGGAGGGAUUCUUCAAGUGUGUCCAGAUCGCAUCAAGUGUGGAUGAUUCAGUGAGUGCCGCAGCAGAGCUACUCAGGCUUCUGUUCGCGCAUGUUUCUGAAGCGAUACGAUUUACCAGGGAAGAGCUCAUAACUUGGGAAGGCAUCUGGUCUGGGGAUGACAGUACCGAUGAUGCGUCCGAGUCUUGCUCUUGGAACGAAUCUUUCCAUGUACUCUUCUCAUUCGCAACGUUCAUCAACAACUCAUGGGAUAUUGUCCAUGAAUUGACUUAUCUGGCGGUAGCAGAUGAUGCAUUAGAUCAGUUGAACGAACACGCUGACUAUCCGUUGACGGAAACAGAGAUUGAUUCGGUCAAACUGGCUUCCAGACCAUGUGAAGAUGAAGAUUUGAUCGAAGCUCUUGAUUGCCUUCAGACUCCCUCGCCGGCACAGUUGCUGUUAGCCGCUAUCUCAUGUACGUCCUUCUCGCCAUUCUCCAGAGCAGAACAAGAGCAAAGAUGUACAAUGGGCUCAAUUGGGAUCGGGGUAUCCAAUGCCGGAAACCUCAGGCGUUCACUUCUACGAAACUUGGUCCAGAAGUACCACAAGCUUCAGGCUCCGAAAGACGCCCAACCGUGUCUCGAUAGCGAGAUCCAGACGAAUCUUUCAUUCGCACAUUCGAAUAUAUUCAACAUCACAAUCCAUACCGAACAGGCCACCAACAACUAUUUUGUACCAUGUGCCGGCCUCAACGCCGAGAACAGCGCAAAACAAAUGGCGAAGAAGACUUCCCAUGGGCGAAUCCAUGGGCUAGUCAGGUCGAAAUAUCAGAUCAAGGCAUGGUUCUAG
Molecule: messenger RNA, 2157 nt
Organism: Exophiala spinifera
Lineage: Eukaryota; Fungi; Ascomycota; Eurotiomycetes; Chaetothyriales; Herpotrichiellaceae
Exons: 5
Coding region: 1-2157 (718 amino acids)
Source: RefSeq, a predicted model, not a curated record